CAGCGCCCCAAUUUCGCCGUUUUCGUCUUGUCGUCCCCCUGCUUCUCGUUCUUUUUCUCUCCUCGGGCCUCGUUUUUUUCUAGGUAAACCUGCCGCUCCCUUUCGGCCUUAGUUUUUUUCUUCUGAAUAGCAUCAAAUCUGAAGUCGGAGUCGAGCUUUUGGUUGAUCGAUCGCUCGUUGGUAGAUUCCAUCGGUGAAAGGUCGUUGCCGGAAACGUAGCAGCAGCCGCUUUUGCCCGUGAAAAACCAUGAGUUCUCUUAGUAGAGAACUCGUUUUUCUGAUACUCCAGUUUCUUGAUGAAGAGAAGUUCAAGGAAACGGUGCACAGGCUGGAGCAAGAAUCUGGGUUUUAUUUCAACAUGAAGCACUUCGAGGACGCGGUACUCGGUGGGAAUUGGGAGGAGGUUGAAAGGUAUCUCUCGGGUUUUACCAAGGUGGACGAUAACCGUUACUCGAUGAAGAUUUUCUUUGAGAUCCGGAAACAGAAGUAUCUCGAGGCCCUGGAUAAGAGAGAACGGGCGAAGGCUGUGGAAAUACUCAUGAAGGACAUCAAGGUUUUUGCAGCUUUCAAUGAGGAGCUGUUUAAGGAGAUUACUCAGCUUCUAACCUUGGAAAAUUUUAGAGAAAAUGAGCAGCUCUCGAAGUACGGGGAUACCAAAUCUGCCAGAUCUGUGAUGCUAUCUGAGCUUAAAAAGUUGAUUGAGGCCAACCCUUUGUUCCGUGAUAAACUGCAGUUCCCCAAUCUUAAGAACUCGAGAUUAAGGACGCUCAUUAAUCAAAGUUUGAAUUGGCAACAUCAACUAUGUAAGAACCCUAGGCCAAACCCAGAUAUUAAAACCCUGUUUUAUGAUCACUCUUGUUCCCAGCCGAAUGGUGCCCGGGUAGCAUCCCCUGCUCCUCCCGUCAUGAAUGUGAUGCAAAAACCUGGAGGGUUCCCACAACUAGGUCCUCAUGCAGGGGCUGGAGUUAUUGCGCAAUUUCAGCCUCAAGCAACUGCUCUUCCAGCACCACUUACUGGUUGGAUGGCCAAUGCAUCAAAUGCCACUCCAAUGCCACAUCCAGCAAUGUCGGCCAGUCCCCUUGUCCUAGCUGCACCACCCAAUUCAGCUGCUCUGUUGAAGCAUCCUGUUGGAAAUCCACAUAUGGAUUAUCACUCUGCAGAUUCAGAACAUGUUCAUAAAAGGCCACGUCUUAUGGGAACAUCUGAAGAGGCUUCUUUACCUACUACGCACUUACCAGUUGCAUAUGCUGGCAUUUCUAGAAAUCACCACAUUAUUGAUGAGUUGCCCAAGAAUGUUGCUGUAACUUUAAAUCUGGGUUCUAGUGUGACGAGCAUGGAUUUCCAUCCUUCUCAACCAACAUUUAUUCUAGUUGGUACCAAUGUUGGUGAUAUUUCUAUUUGGGAGGUGUCAAGCAGGGAGAGGCUUGCUCAUAGAAAUUUUAAGGUCUGGGAACUUUCUGCAUGUUCAACGCUCUUGCAGUCUACUUUGGUUAAAGAUCCUUCCAUUGUUGUUAAUCGUGUGCUUUGGAGUCCAGAUGGCAAUCAAUUUGGUGUUGCAUAUUCCAAGCACCUUGUGCAUUUUUAUGAUUUCAAUGGCCGUGAAGAUUUAGUGCAGCAUUUUGAGAUUGAUGCACAUAUUGGUAGCGUAAAUGACAUUGCUUUUUCGCAACCAAACAAGAAAUUAUGCAUAGUGACUUGUGGAGAUGACAAGACUAUCAAGGUCUGGGAUGCGGCUACAGCAGUGGUUCAGUAUACCUAUGAAGGUCAUGAAGCACCAGUUUAUUCCAUAUGCCCACAUUCAAAGGAAAACAUUCAUUUUAUUUUUUCAACCUCCCUUGACGGGAAAAUUAAAGCUUGGUUAUAUGAUAAUGGAGGCUCUAGAGUGGAUUAUACUGCUCCAGGCCAAUGGUGUACUUCCAUGGCUUAUAGUGCCGAUGGAACAAGGCUGUUUUCCUGUGGGAGUAGUAAAGAUGGAGAUUCAUAUAUUGUUGAAUGGAAUGAGAGUGAAGGCUCUUUAAAGAGAACAUAUUCUGGUUUCCGUAAAAGGUCAACUGGAGUAGUGCAUUUUGAUACAACAAAAAGUCGUUUUUUGGCAGCUGGUGAUGAGUUUAUGAUCAAGUUUUGGGACAUGGACAAUACCAACCUUCUGACAACAGCUGAUGCAGAGGGUGGAUUGCCGGCCUCUCCUCGAAUUCGCUUCAACAAGUUAGGAUCACUAUUAGCCGUUUCAACUAUUGACAAUUGUAUCAAGAUAUUAGCCAAUGCUGAGGGAUUUCAACUGCUGCGAUCUUUUGAAAGUCGGUUAUAUAGUGCUUCUAGAUUAGUAUCUGAAGCAAAGGCUUCCACCCUCAGCCCCUUGGUAACUGUCAGUGCUGUUCCAGGAACUAGCACUGCAGAUGCUGAUCGUAGCGCCCAAGUAGCUCCAGUUGGCGCAUUGCAAAGUGGUGAUAAUCGUACUAUUGCUGAUGUCAAACCCCGAGUUCUUGAUGAGUUACUUGAGAAAUCCAAUACAUGGAAACUGGUUGAAAUCAAUGAAUCAACUCAAUGCUGUUCCCUUAGGCUUCCUGAUAAUUUAUUAGCAGUCAAGGUUUCCAGGUUGAUUUACACCAAUACAGGUCUUGCAAUUUUGGCUUUGGCAUCAAAUGCUGUUCACAAACUAUGGAAAUGGCCGAAAACAGACAGAAAUGUAUCUGGAAAGGCCACUACAGCUACUGCUCCACAGAUAUGGCAACCUACCAGUGGAAUUUUGAUGACUAAUGAAACCAGUGAUGCAAAUACAGAAGAAGCUAUUCACUGCUUUGCACUAUCAAAAAAUGAUUCGUAUGUCUUGUCUGCAUCUGGGGGAAAGAUAUCCCUUUUCAACAUGAUGUCGUUCAAGACAAUGACGACGUUCAUGCCGCCACCACCUGCAGCCACUUUCCUUGCUUUUCAUCCACAGGACAAUAAUAUCAUUGCUAUAGGCAUGGAUGACUCCUCAAUCCAAAUUUAUAAUGUUCGGGUUGAUGAGGUUAAGAGCAAACUCAGAGGGCAUCAAAAGAGGAUUACAGGGCUUGCAUUUUCCAACGUGCUUAAUAUUCUCAUCUCCUCGGGAGCAGAUUCCCAGCUGUGCGUGUGGGGCAUGAAUGCAUGGGACAAACAAGGUAGCAAGUUUUUGCAGAUUCCUCCUGGUCGGACUCCAGGCCCGGUUGCAGAGACAAAGGUUCAAUUCCACCAGGAUCAGGUUCAGUUCUUGGUUGUGCACGAAUCCCAGAUAGCAAUAUAUGAAGCCAGAAAAAUGGAGUGUCUUAAGCAGUGGGUCCCCCGCGAUGGUUUGGUAACCCAUGCAACAUAUUCUUGUGAUAGCCAAAUGAUCUAUGCCAGUUUCACUGAUGGAAGUGUGAGUGUCUUCACAUCAAUACUUAGAUUGAGGUGUCGGAUAAGCCCUGCAGCCUAUAUUAAUUCUCCGCCGAGCUCCAGUGUUUAUCCCGUCGUUCUUGCUGCCAAUCCCACCGACCCCAAUCAGUUUGCUCUUGGGUUAACUGAUGGUGGUGUCCAUGUACUUGAGCCUCUGGAAUCCCAAGGGAAAUGGGGAUCUGCUCCUCCAUUGGAGAAUGUAGUUGGCUCUAGCGUUAGCCAACCUGCUGGAAACCCUAGUUCAGAUCAGCCAUCAAGAUGAGAUGCUUAUCAACCCAUCAAGGCUUAUAUUAUAGCUUCAGCAUUCCUGUUUUUCGAAUUGCUCUUUUCUGGGAGAAUACUAAGUUCAUGACCCCCGAUUAAGAAGCAAAUUUAAAGUUGGUUA
This is a messenger RNA of Phalaenopsis equestris, 3778 nucleotides long. Its product is annotated as protein TPR3-like. The record is from RefSeq and is a predicted model, not a curated record. Gene Ontology annotation, biological process: regulation of DNA-templated transcription. Gene Ontology annotation, molecular function: protein binding. Lineage: Eukaryota; Viridiplantae; Streptophyta; Magnoliopsida; Asparagales; Orchidaceae. The transcript is spliced from 25 exons. The coding region runs from base 248 to 3655 and encodes 1135 amino acids.